AUGUCUUUUUUGAAAGAUAUAGAGAAACUCGCGCAACCUGUAUUUCAACUGCCUGAUUUAGAAGAUGAAGACAUCGAUGGCACUUCUUCCAAGGCUGUUUCUAAAACCAAAUUUGCCGCUGAUGAUGAAGUAUCUAAUUUGAGGAAGAAAGUUAUUGCAUUGGAUGUUGACAACAGUUCAAAAUAUGGCGGGACUAAGGUUUCUCGAGAUGAUAUUUUUGAUGAUUUCUCUGGCAUGGCAGGACUUUCUGAUCAGCCUACCGCAGAAAACGAACAUGAAGACUAUGGUGCUGCUAGUGGUGAGAGUGAUCUGGAUGAGGAAUCUGAUAUAGAGGAAGGCAAGACAAAUGGUAUUCAAAGAAAAGGAAAAAACGACGACGUACAAGACAGAGGCAGUGGUGAAGAUCUAGAAUCUGAAGAUGAGCCUUCUCCGACGACCUCUGAUGACAGCGAAGGCGAUGAAGACGAAAGUGAAGGUGAAGAGAAUAAUGAGCAUGAAGAACAACAAAACGAUGAUGAGGGAAAAGCGGUAACCAUGAAAGACCUCAUGAAGAAUGUAGAUCAGGACAAGCAGCAGCGAAAAGGAGAGUCUGUCCGUGCUCAGUCCGAGAUAUGGGAGCAAUUAUUGUACGUUAAAAUCAAACUGCAUGCUGCCCUCACAGCGUUCAACCAGCUACCUCGCGGACAGUUAGCUAAAGAUCUUCUCAAAGAAGCCGACGAAGAUACUGCAAAAAACCUCAAAUUAGCCCAAAAGAAUGCGCUGAAGUUGGUGUCCAGCUUACUGGAAGCAGAAAAUCUGCUGCUGGCGUUAUCGUCUUUCACAAAGUCAAUAAAUGGAGGGGACGAAGGUAAUACUACGUGA
Strongylus vulgaris is the source of this 861-nucleotide messenger RNA. The record is from the annotation of a GenBank genome assembly. NCBI's taxonomy places the organism in Eukaryota, Metazoa, Nematoda, Chromadorea, Rhabditida, Strongylidae.